Molecule: messenger RNA, 1644 nt
Organism: Aspergillus viridinutans
Lineage: Eukaryota; Fungi; Ascomycota; Eurotiomycetes; Eurotiales; Aspergillaceae
Exons: 7
Coding region: 1-1644 (547 amino acids)
Source: RefSeq, a predicted model, not a curated record
AUGUCUGUACAGAAUUGGGAAUUUCGAGCACGCCGAGCUAAAGACGUCCUUCUAAACUCUGUUCCCAAGCAAUGGAUCCUCCCCGCACACAGACUGCCUCCUGCGCGCCAGAAAAAUGUCGCGGAUUUUCCUCGAAAGAGCGGUAUUCUCAGCGACAGAGAAGCCUCUAUCACCGAGAUGUCUGCUACUGCGCUUGUAGCAGGUAUGCGAGCGGGCCUACUGAGUGCCGAGGAAGUAGUCAUUGCGUUUCUCAAACGAGCUGUCUUGGGUCACCAGUUGCUCAACUUUGCUACAGAGUUUAUGGCGGAGAGAGCCAUUGCCAGGGCUAAAGAGCUUGACGAACACUUUAAGCGCACCGGAAAGCUUGUUGGGCCCUUGCAUGGCGUCCCCAUCAGCGUCAAAGAGCACAUCGAAAUAAAAGGUCGAACCUGCAACGCAGGCUUUGUGGCAUGGGUCGAUGACAUUGCAAACGAGGACGCAUUGCUCGUCCAGUAUCUUGAGAAAGCAGGCGCAGUUUUUCAUGUGCGAACUAACCAGCCGCAGUCAUUGAUGCAUCUCUGCUGCGACAACAAUCUCACCGGUCCCACAACGAACCCCUACAACCGCACCCUCACGCCCGGCGGCUCCUCAGGCGGCGAGGGCGCCUCAAUGGGCUUCAAGUGUGCUGCUCUCGGUGUCGGCACCGACAUUGGCGGGUCCGUCCGAGCCCCUGCCGGCUUCUGCGGUGCAUAUGGGUUCCGCCCCACGACUCUCCGAUUGCCUGGGACGGGAGUCAAAGUUCCUGGCGCAGGACAGGAGUCCAUCCGCGGCACUGCCGGACCGCUGGCAAGCCAGAGUGUCGAAGAUCUGGAUCUCUUCCAACAAGCCGUCAUCGACCAGGAGCCAUGGGAGACAGAAACAUCCCUAGCCCCGUUACCCUGGAGGCGCGUGAAAGCCACCGAAGACAUGACGGUUGGCAUCAUGUGGGAUGACGGAUGCGUCCGCCCUCAUCCCCCGGUCACCCGAGCCCUGCAACACGCCAAAGAAAAGCUCCUCGCAGCCGGCAUAAAAGUCGUAGACUGGGAACCCUACCGCCACGACCACGGCUGGGAGAUCGUCUCAUCCCUCUACUUCCCCGACGCCGCCAACAGCCAACGCACCGUCCUCUCCCAAAGCGGCGAGCCCCUCCUCCCCCUAACAGAAUGGGCCUUCACCUACAGCCGCGGCUCUCCGCUCACCAUCCCCGAGAACUGGGCCCUGAACUACAAGCGCGACGCGUACCGCGACGCGUACCACGCCCUCAUGAAAUCCCGCGCGGUAGACUUCAUCCUCUGCCCUGUGUACGUCGGCGCCGCGGCGGUGAUGGGCGAAUCGCAGUACUGGAAUUACACCGCUAUCUGGAAUAUCCUCGACUACCCGGGUGUUGUUUUCCCGAGCGGGCUGGUUGUUGAUCCGGAGUUGGAUCCGGUGGAUGGUGGGUAUCAUCCUCGGAGCGGGGAGGAUGCGCGUGAGUGGGCGAAGUAUCGUCCUGAGCGAUAUGAGGGGGCGCCGAUUGGGUUGCAACUCGUAGGCAAGCGUUUCAAGGAUGAGGAGACCCUUGCGGCUGCGGGCCUUGUCUCGGAUAUUGUGCAGGGAAGAGCAGAGGAUAUCAAAUCUAGGCUUUGA